This is a messenger RNA of Neoarius graeffei (lesser salmon catfish), 2098 nucleotides long. RefSeq names its product kelch-like protein 13. Bases 270 to 1922 code for a protein of 550 amino acids. Gene Ontology annotation, molecular function: protein binding. NCBI's taxonomy places the organism in Eukaryota, Metazoa, Chordata, Actinopteri, Siluriformes, Ariidae. The record is from RefSeq and is a predicted model, not a curated record. The transcript is spliced from 4 exons.
GACUGCGCUCCAUAAUGGAAAGAAACCUUCAAAACAAACAGGCCUAGUUUACAGGAGACACCAGAGGAUCGACUGACCUCUAAACCAGAGACUGAGCAAAACAGGCUUGGUUUAUUGUAUUGGCAAUGCUUAAGCUUUAUUGGCGCCAGCCAAGUCAUGUGAGUCUUCCAGUGAUCACUUAAAAUGCUACUUUUUGUUCAUUAUAUGGACUAAAAAUAGAAAAGCAAGAUAAAGUUCUAAUCAACCUGCUCUGGACUGAGUCUAGAAGUAUGGAUGCUCUCUGGGAGACUCUCUCAGCACUAUUCCUCUGUCUAUUCUCAUGGAUAAAGGACAGCUUCAACUAUAUUCAAAGACGAUUUGGGUUCAAGAGUGGUUUAACGUGGGUUAUGACGAGUCUGAACAGAUGUACAACAUGGAGUCAUUGUAAAGUUGAUAAGAUGAGGAGUACGCCUGAUGGAAGCCAAACAGACACAUGGAAAAUGGACCAGGAAGCUCGGACAUAUCAUUACCAUGGAAAUGGACCCAUGUUUACCAUCCAGACCAGCACCUAUGUUUUCUAUGUUGACGUUGAAAGGUUGGCAGACUGUAGCGAGUACUUCAGGGCUCUGUAUAACUCCUGCAUGAGAGAAAGUGCAGAGCAUCUCGUGAACCUGCCCCACGUGCCCUCCAGAGUGUUCCACAACCUCCUGCAGUUCUGCUUCCUACAAAGAUUCUGCGUUCCCCACAAUCUUCUCGAGGAGCACUUGCGUGUCAGCACAUACCUGUUGGUCCCUGGUUUCACUCGUUGCCUGCUGUUGUCUUUGUCUGAAAUCCUCACUGAGCAAACGUUCCUGGACUACCUGCAGCUGGCUGAGGAGCUGAGCAGUGUUGAGCUCCAAGAAACUGUGCUGAUGUACCUGAGCACAAACCUUCUCGAGCUUCCUCACUUGAGCAGGAGCCUGGACCUGCAUCUACAGCAGGAGAUCCUUCGGAUCCGGUCAAAGGGCUCACCUCGGCUGUGCUGCCUGAGGAAAGAGAACGUGAUUUCACGAAGCAAUCAGGAAACAGAGUCUGCAAGGAGGCUUUUCAGGCUGGAUGAGGAUGACGGGAAAUGGAGUAUGGUUACAGAUUUGCCGUUCAGUGCAGAUAAGUGGUGCUUCACCACAGCAGUCCUGUUUAACUACCUCUACCUCAUUGGUGGGUUCCGGCAACACAUAAAGAGGGGAUAUGAGUUCAAGAUGGCCUCCUUCCGAUAUAAUCCUUUAACAAAUAGAUGGGUAUCGACAGCCCCUCUUAUCAAGCACAGGCGCCACUUCAGUGCAGCAGUGUGUGAAGGGCAUAUCUACGCUGUAGGGGGCUGGUAUCUGGACUCCCUGGUGACUCCUGACUCCAGCACAGGCGUAUAUACAGCAGUGGAGCGAUAUGACCCUUGGACAGAUUCAUGGGCUUUUGUCUCCCCUCUCCCUCUUUCGGACUUUCAGUUCACCCUUUCCCUCUCCCAUGAUUCCCCUCUCACCACCAGCCUAGGGACUUGCCUUUAUGUGCUGGGGAACAUCCAGAGAACUGGAGAGAAACUAGUACUAUGCUAUGAUACCACACAAGACUGCUGGAGUGAGUUGCUUCCUACCCUCACACGCACUGAUGCAGACAUGCCCAGCCUCCACUUCGUGGGAUCCACUGACAGGUUAAUUGUGAUUGGCGGAAACAAUGUUGAAACCGUGGUCACAUCAUUCUGUGUGGAGACCCGGAAAUGGGGUCAGAUCAGAAGCAUGGAGAAGACGGCUUUAAUUGGCCAAGGCACAGUGUUCAACGAAGAAAUCUACAUGUCGGGAAAUCAGCAGGACACGAUCUAUCGGCUAAACAUCCACUCUUUGUCUCUGUCCACCCUUCCAUCGCUUCCUGUCUGUACUUGCUACGAGAGCUUUUUCCAUCUCUUUUUCUGAAUCAUUUGUACCUUCUAGAGCCUGUGAAUUUGGUACUGUAGUUUGGGAAAUAUCUUCUGGAUUUGUCUACCUGUUUAGAGAUGCUGUAAGAACACCUACUGGAAUCAAAUGUUACUUGUACUGUCCCAUGACCACUUGGAAGCUAAUUAAAGCGUUUCGUUUUCCAACCUUGCAAA